Messenger RNA from Helobdella robusta, 1041 nucleotides. RefSeq lists its product as hypothetical. Gene Ontology annotation, cellular component: membrane. The record is from RefSeq and is a predicted model, not a curated record. The transcript has 4 exons. The coding region runs from base 1 to 1041 and encodes 346 amino acids. NCBI's taxonomy places the organism in Eukaryota, Metazoa, Annelida, Clitellata, Rhynchobdellida, Glossiphoniidae.
AUGUUCAUCACGAAAUUUCUUAUCAUAUUUCUGUCAAUAAUUUCUUUCUUCGCCGCUUGCUUUGUCAUAUGGCGGGCCAAAACUCCGGAAGAAAAAUUUCUACAAUUCAGCCCGAAGUACGGGCAGAGGUUGAUAUACGGGCAGUGCUUUGCGUUCGUUAUGCCAGGAUCUGGCUGUUUGCUGUGCGUCGCCUUACACAACCCUGGGAGACCUGCUCCUAUGAUCUUCAUCGCAUCCCUCAAUCUUGUCAUGUUCCUCAUCCAUGGAUCACUGAACGCUUACACUCUGUACAGUCUGACGGAUAUCUUUGAUGGUAUGAAACUUCAUGAAGUUCUUUCAAAUCCGUCUGCAUUCCCGGCUGUAAACCAACUGCAGCACAACAUAUCCUGCUGUGGAAUGAACAGCUCCAGCAAUUGGUUUCCGUUAAAGUACUGGAUCAAUGAUACAAAACUGAAAUCCAUUUCGUACGUUAUACCACCCAGCUGCUGUGUUAGUGGAAAGGAUUGCAUCUUCUUCUCCAAUAACCUACAGAGUUUGAACGUCAACAAAGUUGGUUGCGACUCUAUCCUCAAAGAGUACAUGAGCUUUGCCCUUUCAAUGUACACCCUGCUGGCUGGGGGACUGAUCCUUCUUGAAAUAGCCAUUCAUCUGUCAUUCCUCUUCAGCAGAGGACAAAGCCCAAACAGCCAUCCUCACUCAAAAUCAGACACUGAGAAACAACCACUACUUUUGGAAAAACUAUUUUUUACUCUUUCCCUUCCGGGAGCUAUUCCAGAAGCCGGCAGCGAUCGAAGUUCAAAAAAAUCAACAAAAGCAGGUAGUACGGGGAGUAGAGGGUCAAAUCUGGCAGGAAAUAAGGGUUCCGUAUUGAGCGCCGGAUCACUCAAAAAAAUCACUUCGAAACAAGAGAAGAAGAAAAAAUCUAAAUACCUCCAACAUGGAUCACUUUCGGAAGAGGGUGAUCCUGAACGAGACAAACGAUUAAGCGAGUUUGCUAGGCUGCAACAGGAAGCUGAUAAAGCUAUUGGAAGUUUUAACUGA